CGUCGUAGAUUUUAGCUUCAGAUCAAACAUUUAGCUCAUAUUGAGAUCUUUUCAAUCAAAUAGAAAGCACAAAAGUUAUACAAAGAACGUGAACAAAAUUAUUUAUUUUUAUAGUCAGAAAUCUGGGAAAACUUACAACUACGCAUAACAAUCGCCAACCCAACUCAAGAAGUCAGUGAGAAAGUAUUCAAGCAUGGAACCGGAGCUGCAGUCAAGCUGCAUGUUCAGCUGCGAAUCGUACGAAUCGAUAAAUUUGCACUCGGAUCUGGCUAAGGAAUCGGAUGGGUGCGAGUGCGGCUCAUCGCAAUCGAACAGCGCCACGCAAUCGGAUGGGAACACAUCGAACAUGUUGAGUGUGCCAACAGAUUCGGGUUCCUCAAUUGAUAUUCCGUUGAAGGGCUUGGAGGAUGGGAAGUUUGUGGAGCACUUCAAGAAGGAUCCGAAAGGAUUCCUCGAUGAGAUUGUCGAGCGCUAUGUCCAACUGAACAAAUUGGUCAAGCAGAGGAAUAAGAUGACCGAUCAGGCCGUUGCGCAAUCGAAGAAUGACAGGCAGCUGCUGCUGGAGGAGCAGAAGCUCAACAGCGAUCUGCGCCUGGAGCUGGAGGAUUGCAAAAAGCGUGCCGAGAGUGCGAGCGUCGACUGCCGCAACCUGGCCAAACACAACGGCAUCUGCACCGUCAUCCAAAACGAACUCCUUCAAUGUCAAAAGAUCUGCGCGGGCCUGACAGCUGAAAAGGAGCAGCUCAUGGAGGAGCUCAACUUCUACAAGAGUCAGGCCCUGGAUGCGAUGACUGAGGGGGGUGGUGACGGGUGCGGCAGCCCUCAGAAGUAUCAGAUACUUAACAAGGCACUCAAAAACCAACUCGAACUCAGUCAAGGCAUCAUUCUGGAGCUGGAAAAGCGAAACGAAGAGUUGGAGUCCACCGAUGCCACUCUGCAGGAGCUGCAGAAGGAGCUGAGCUUCUACAAGAAGCGAUACUUCGAGGACAAUGCCGAGGAGUUGGUGGAAAACAAAAAGCUGCAGGAGGCGCUGACGCGGAUGCAAACGAGCUUCAAGACUCUGGAAGUUGCCAAUGAGCGCCUCUCCAGCGAAAUGGAGGUAUACAAGGAGAUGUUCUUCCAGGACGAAUCAAAGGGUGAUAAGAAGGUCAAGACUUUAUGCCUCAGUCUGCAAAGUGAACUCGAAGAGAGUAAGAAAACAAUUGACAACUUUCGAGCGAAGAACGACAAGUUGAAUGAGGAAGUGGCAGACAUGAAGCUGAUGUUGAACCGCGUGGACCUACAAGCGAAGGGACUCAAAUUUACCCUGGACAUGAACGCGGAACUGGAAGACCGAGCGGCUGAACACGACAGGGCCAUUGUGCUGCUCCAACGAAAUAACUCACAUCUGCGGCAGAAGGCUGCCAAGAGACGGAUGAGCUACAGGAAGUUGCAGGAGACCUUGACGCUUGAGCUGGCCAAGCAGCAGGCUCUCAGCUGUUCAGGCGGGCCUGAUGGUGACCUGAACCAUGGCAAUGCCGGAAAACAUAACUCUCUGGCCAUGAGGUUGAUGCGUCAUUUCGAAAUGGUCACCGCCACGCCCGUGUCCAAUCACAGCCGCACCAGCAGCACCGUUUCGUUGUCUCAGAUCAUUGGACGCGACCACCUCAAGAUGGAUCCCGAGGAGGUGCUCGAAGAAGUGUACAAGACAUUCUGCGGAUUGACCUACAACUACUGGAUCCGUGAAGCCCAUGCCGACAGCCAGCCGUCGUUCAUCGAACGUUGAAUAGCGCUUGGAAACCUAUCAGUAAUCCACUAAAAUCUACACUGAACAACACCACCAGAUCACACCUAACCAAAGACAAAAUAAUAUUAUAUUGUCUCUGCUCUAACCAAACAACACCAAAUUCAAAGGAAGAUCCUCGAUUGUUAUAUUUCUUAAAAUUCAUGAACGAACCAAUCCACACUCCACGACCGAUUCAAAUUCACAACUGUUUUCGUUUUUAGAUGCACUGCUCUUGAAUUCAAAAU
Drosophila subobscura is the source of this 2010-nucleotide messenger RNA. Its product is annotated as major antigen-like. The record is from RefSeq and is a predicted model, not a curated record. The transcript has 2 exons. Bases 194 to 1765 code for a protein of 523 amino acids. NCBI's taxonomy places the organism in Eukaryota, Metazoa, Arthropoda, Insecta, Diptera, Drosophilidae.